GAUAAUUUUUCUGUUUUAAAUCACAUCAUCUAAAAUUUUGAAUGUGGGGAUGAACAAAAUGAUCAGCUUCCGGCAAUUUGUGACUCUUGAUUUGGUUGGAAGACACUUGGAAUUGAGCACGCUUUUUCUUCAUUUAUUUGGCUUUGUGGCCCAAUAACAGGCAUUGUGGUUCAACCUUGUGUUGGUAUCUGGAGUGACAAAUACACUUCAAAAUUCGGAAGACAAUGGUCUUUUAUCCUUGCAGGGCCUCUUAUGAUCUCAGUUGCUGUGAUAAUAAAAUCGGGUUUUCUGCAGACAUAGGGUACAUAUUAGGUGAUAUGAAGGAGCAUUGCAGUACAUUUAAAGGUACAUGGACAAGGGCUGCUAUUAUUUUUGUUAUUGGGUUCUGGAUGUUGGAUCUUGCAAACAAUACAGUGCAGGGACCCGCUCGUGCCCUUUUGGGUGAUCUAUCUGGUCCUGAGCAACAAAAUUCUGCAAAUGCUGUAUUUUGUUCAUGGAUGGCUGUGGGAAACAUCCUAGGAUUCUCUGCUGGUGCUAGUGGGAACUGGCACAGAUGGUUUCCUUUCCUAACAAAUAGAGCUCGCUGUGAAGCCUGUGGCAAUCUCAAAGCAGCUUUUCUCGUUGUGGUUGUCUUCCUGACAUUGUGUACUCUUGUGACUAUAUAUUUUGCUAACAAGGUUCCACUACCUGCCCCUGAGCAGCCAAAUUGUUUAUCAGACUCAGCUCCUUUGUUGGAUGAUCCAACAGAAAAUGGCCUUGAACUUUUAAAAUUAAAACAUGAUAGACCAGUUGUUGCCAGUGCUUACUUGAACAACUCUGAGAAUGGCUAUGAACAAUAUAUAACCCCAAAGCAUGGCAACUCAAAAGUUGUUAAUGAUCAAAAUGAAAAUUUCGGUGAUGGCCCUGGAGCAGUAUUGGUUAAUUUCUUGACCAGUUUAAGGCAUUUGCCACCUGCAAUGCAUUCAGUUCUUAUUGUUUCAGCUCUUAGUUGGUUGUCCUGGUUCCCCUUCUUUCUUUUUGAUACAGAUUGGAUGGGAAGAGAAGUAUACCAUGGAGAUCCAAAAGGGAGUUUUUCUGAAGUGAAGUUGUAUGAUCAAGGUGCCAGAGAAGGUGCUUUUGGUUUGCUAUUGAAUUCUGUAAGAAGUCAAAAUUAAGCACCACUAGUUUCAUAGACACCUUUUGAACUUUUGUUCAGACUGAUAUAAUGAUGAUCCUUUCUUUACUUGAGGCCUCUGAGUGAUUACAUCUUCUUUGUUCAUUUUAAUUAUGGUUAUUGUGUUCAGGUUGCUCUAGGCAUUAGUUCUUUUUCUAUUGAACCAAUGUGUCAAUGGAUGGGAGCAAGACUCAUUUGGGCAAUGAGUAACUUUGCUGUUUUUGCCUGCAUGGCUGUGACUACCAUCAGUAGCUUGAUAUCUGUUCAAGAAUAUUCUCAAGGAAUCAAACAUGUAAUUGGAGGGAAUGAAGCCAUAAAAAUUGCUGCCUUGAUUGUAUUUGCUUUGCUUGGCUUUCCUCUUGCUGUAUUUAUCAACAUCUGCAGUAUAUUUCUAUAUUUUUUAAAUCUUGUUUCCAAAAGGUCCUUCAUUCCCAUGUACCGAAAAAAGAUGGUUCUUUCUUUCUUUUCCUUUCCUUUUUUCUAGUUAAUUCUAAUUUUUUUGGUCUUGCAGGUUAGAUAUACUGUUCCUUUUUCUGUCACAGCAGAGUUGACCGCUGAUUCAGGUGGUGGACAAGGGUUGGCGAUAGCAGUAUUAAAUCUUUCAAUUGUUAUUCCACAGAUGAUUAUAUCCCUCAGUGUGGAUCCAUGGGAUGCUUUAUUUGGUGGAGGAAAUAUACCUGCCUUUAUUUUGGCUGCUUUCUGUGCAUUAGCAGCAGGCAUUAUUGCUACUAGAAAGCUUCCAGAUCUUUCCAGGAGUUCCUUCAAGUUAUCCAGUUUUCAUUUUGGGUAAUGAACCAAGCUAGCAUUGAUUAGAUGAUAACUGACAACCAUGGAAAUGAUGUCUGCUGCUUUUGAAGGACAGGCCUUACUGCUACUUGUACAUAUAGUUUUAAUAUUGAAACAUAGGUGAAUUACAUAGUGAAAUUCAUUCAUUUUUUCCCCACCUGGUGGGUACAGGUACCUUGCAUAGAGUGUAAAUUACCAAUUAUCAUAUUGAAAAGCAUAUGUAUUCGAUAAUGUUUAUUAACUUUCUUCAAUAAGUUCUAGGAGCUCAUAAUAAUCUAUGCUCUUUAAUCAGAACAUCCUAGUUUGGUUGUCAUUUUUGUGUGCCUUCUAUGUUAUAGAAUUGUAUAUAUCCAUUGUCAUAGCUUUAUGGAUGGCCUGUGCUGAUUCUGUAAAGCUGGAUGGCUUAUUCCUAACCACCAGUAGUUGCAUAGUAAACCUUUGAGGCAGUAUUCUAGAUUAAUUUUAUUGUGGUCUUCCCUCAAGUAUAUUAUUGUUUUGACUCAUAUAGGUACUUCCACCACCUUUUGUUUUGGUUUUGAGGGCCUAGCCCUGGUCUCUGAUAUGCUUGUAAAUCAUGGAAAAUAAAUCUCAUGAUACAGG
Molecule: messenger RNA, 2539 nt
Organism: Rubroshorea leprosula
Lineage: Eukaryota; Viridiplantae; Streptophyta; Magnoliopsida; Malvales; Dipterocarpaceae
Source: the annotation of a GenBank genome assembly